AUGUUUCUCUCUACGACUACCAAAGCGCAUUGUCGAGCAAGGAUAUGUUUCUAUCUAUCUAUCUAUCUAUCUAUCUAUCUAUCUAUCUAUCAGAAUAUGUUCCUAUGUAUCUUUUUGGAUAUCUAUCUAUCUAUCUAUCUGAAUAUGUUCCUAUCUAUCUGUCUAUCUAUCAGAAUAUGUUCCUAUGUAUCUUUUUGGAUAUCUAUCUAUCUAUCUAUCUAUCUGAAUAUGUUCCUAUCUAUCUAUCUAUCUAUCUAUCUAUCUAUCCGACUAUGUUCCUAUCCAUCAGAAUAUGUUCCUAUCUAUCUGAAUAUAUUCCUAUCUAUUUAUAAUAUAUCUAUCUAUUUGAAUAUCUAUCUAUCUAUCUAUCUAUCUAUCUAUCUAACUGAAUAUGUUCCGAUCUAUCUAUCUAUCUAUCUAUCUAUCUAUCUCUCCGACUAUGUUCCUAUCUAUCUAUCUAUCUAUCUAUCUAUCUAUCUAUCUGUCAGAAUAUGUUCCUAUCUAUCUGAAUAUCAAGAACAAUAUAUUGUCGUCGUCUCCUACUUCAAAUUCUUCUUCAAAUUCUUCUUCUUCAAAUUCUUCUUCUUCAAAUUCUUCUUCAAAAUUCUUCUUCAAAUUCUUCAAAUCCUCCUUCUUCAAAUUCUUCUUCAAAUUCUUCUUCUUCAAAUUCUUCUUCUUCUGUUUCCUCUUAAAAUUCUUCUUCAAAUUCUCCUUCAAAUACUUCUUCAAAUUCUUCUUCUUCAAAUCCCUCUUCUCCUUCUUCAAUUUCUUCUAUUUCUUCGUAAAAUUCUUCUUCUUCUUAAGUUCUUCUUGAAAUUCUUCUUCUUCAUACUCUUCAAAUACUUCUUCAACUUCUUCUUCUUCAAAUUCUUUAAAUUCUUCUAUUCCUUCGUAAAAUUCUUCUUCUUCUUGAAAUUCUUCUUGAUGUUCUUCUUCGUCUUCACAUUCUUCAAAUUCUUUUUCUUCAAAUUAUUCUUCAAUUUCUUGAUCUCCUUGAAUUUCUCCUUGAAAUUCUUCUUCUUUAAAUUCUUCUUCUUGAAAUUCUUCUUCUUGAAAUUCUUCUUCUACCCGACUGUCAAUGUAUCUCUCUCUCUCUCUCUCUCUCUCUCUCUCUCUCUCUCUUGCUCAAUCGGCGUACGAGGGCAGUUUAUACAUAUUUAUCUAUCUCUGCCUUUUCAUUAUUUGUCUGUCCGUAUGUCGCAGUUUAGUCGUUUAUUAGGUAGCUUAUAUCAUAUCUAUCUUAUUAUCUCAUAG
Messenger RNA from Acanthosepion pharaonis, 1254 nucleotides. The record is from the annotation of a GenBank genome assembly. Lineage: Eukaryota; Metazoa; Mollusca; Cephalopoda; Sepiida; Sepiidae.